CCGGGUCCUGCACCAUGUCGUUCAGAACGUUCAAUGCGUUAUGGUCCGAAACACAGGAUGAGCUGACUGUUAUUCUGGAAAAAGAUCAAGAACUUCAGGGAACAUUUCAUCCAGACCCACUUGGGCUAUAAUGUGCAAGUGUAUCACUCGACACCAAUUUGUCAAAAUUGUCAGCAACGAGCGGAGGUGGCAGUGCGAGUCCGGCGUGUGUACGUGCUGUACCUGGGAGCUGCUCGUAAACUCAACGUCUGCCAUGAUCAGCUCUUACAUCCCCAGAAGCGUCUUCUGCUGCGUCGCUUACUGGAUGCCACAAUUGGCAGGAUCGUCGAGUUGAAACACGAACUGGUGUCGCUGGACCUGAGUGACAUCCAGCACUGUGACGACAUCAUGGUGGAACUCAACCUCACGCCCCAGGACCUGGUUGUCCCCAUCCCCACCUACAUCAGGAGAGAGAGACUACUUAUCAUCUCAGAGAGAAAUGCCCUGAUAGAUGACUGUUUACGUCGUGCUGGACUGGAAGCUGUGUCGGAGGACGAGGUGUCGCCCCUAACAGUGUCGGAGGCGAUUAUGCUGCUGCAGCGUCACGAGCGUGCCAAGCAGGGACGGGCCAAGGCCGACCACCGCAGGGACCUGCUGGCCAGACAGGAGCGAGACCGAGGACGGGGGCGCCAACAGGUUUCAAAGGAGGUGGCGGUUGUGAGGUUGCAGGCGGUGACGCGGGGCAUGUUGGCCAGGCGGAAGGUGAACCAGAUGAGGCUACAAGAGGAACUCUUCCUAGGCCUGCGUCCCGACCCGACACUGGACCGGAGCUGGGGCGGGAAGCUGGAGAAGGUGCAGGAGACCAGGUACCUAGCGCAGGAAGACAGGAAGGUGGCGCUGGACAACCUGCAGAAACGCAUUCAGACCAAGAUCGUGUAUGAGGAGGGAAACCAACUCCUUACCUCCAUGGAGGACAAGAUCCGUGAGUGGAUCUUCCAGAAGAAACAUGAGACUGGCAAGUUCCCAGACCUGCCAGAGGAGGACGAAGGCGGCUCUUCUGCUAUCGUAGGUAUGGCGCGACCUGAUGAUGACGCCAUCAGUGACGACGCCAGGUCCCUCGAGAGGAAGGAGGCCGCCCCGGGACCCCGCUCAGGCGACAGCGAGCGAGAGCGGGCGCGGGAACAAGCCAAGCAGAAGAAGAAGAAGGAGGAAGAGGAGAAGGCCAUUGUCCUCCGUCCAUCCAGCUUUGUCACGGACAUCCAGGGGGCGUGCGACCAGUUCCAGGACGUGUGGUCGGUGAAGGAUAUUGAAGACAACACCGAAGAACACCCGGAGGAGGACAUGAUCGAGACGGAGCAGAGGGCUAGGGUGGAGGUAGAGAUCAGGCGCCAAGUGGACUACCUCAUGCGGCAGGAGAUCCAGAGGCUGAAGGAGGAUGUAGAGGGUGAGAAGAGGGGAGCAAAGAAGAAGAAGCGAGUGAAGAAGGGCGGGAAGAAAGGGAGGAAGAGGAAGGAGAAGGAUUUAACGCCAGAUAGAACUACGGAGUCCCUGUUUGAGGAGUUGGUUCUGAACGGGAUCAUCAAGAAGGUGCCAGAGGUGCGGCUGAGUGAACUGUACGGAGACGUGAGUCUGGUGGGGUGUGAGAUGGUAGCCAAGACCAAGUACCCGAUGCCCGCCAUCGGUGACAUCAAGAACAUCCUGACAGAGUAUGUCGUUCUCCCGCUGGGAGUGGAUGGGGUGCACGAGCAGACGCAGAUGGUGAAGAGUGUGUUGGUGUGUGGGCCACGUGGGUGUGGCAAGACUCGCCUCGUCCACGCCCUCGCCUAUGAGUCCGGCGCCACCUUCAUGGACCUCACAGCCACCAAUAUUGUGGGCAGAUACCCGGGCAGGGCAGGCCUAAACAUGCUAACUCACCUGGUGAUGAAGGUGGGUCGUCUGCUGCAGCCAACACUCAUCAUGAUUGACGCCGCUGACAAGAUGUUCCUCAAGAAGGUGCCUAAGACUGAUAAGUCAGACCCAAGGCGGCUGAAGAAGGAGAUGCCAAGGAUGUUGAAGAGUCUUGGCCCUGAGGACAAGAUAGUCUUUGUGGGCAUCAGCAAUGCUCCCUGGAACUGUGAUGCCAAGUCGCUAUCGUCGGUGUACAACAAGUUGGUGAUGAUCCAGCGCCCCACCUUCAGUGCCCGCGCCCAGCUCUGGCGACACCUCAUCACAAAGAACGGCGUCAAGCUAACGCCUCGCUUGGACAUUGGUGGACUGGCCCGUAUAAGUGAUGGUUACACCUCUGGCCACAUCUGUAGUGUGGCGAGUCAGGUGGUGACAGAGCAGCGCCUCGCCAAGCAGAACAAGACACCUCUCACAGCCCUUGAGUUUGUGGUGCCUCUUAGUAAGAUAGAACCUAUCUACAGGGAGGAGGAGGAGGCCAUGCGGGCAUGGUACCAGAAGACGCCCAUCAUGAAAAAGCGAGCGAGGUACCUGGAGGAGGAGCUGGAGGCACAGGGUCUCAAGGGCAAAGGCGCCAAGAAACCCGACGCUAAGAAGCCCAAGGGCAAGAAGGGCAAGAGGAAGAAGAAGAAGUAAUCCCAAUACAAUACAGGUUAAUUAAGGGCCACCUGUAGUGUAAAUCUGAUUACGAGUUGUUGACUUACCUGUAUUUAUAAAAAAGUUGAAUUUGAUAUGUUAUUCUAUGGUAAAGUAUUUGAUGUGAUUAUAAUACAUUAACCCACUUGAGUACGAUGAUAGUCCCCUGAGCACAGUAGAUUAACCCAGUGAGUUAGAUAGCAUUAACCACUUGAGUACGAUCCAGUUUGCAAUGUAUAGUGGGUUAAACCAGUGAAUAAGUAUAUUAACCCUUGAAUACGAUGACUUAGCCACUUGAGUAUGUUGAUUUAGCACCUUGAGUAUGUUGGUAAUCCUCUGAGUAUGGCGUGAUAACCCUAUGAGUAUGAUGACCUGUUCCCUUAAGUAAGAUAACAUUGUACAGUACAGUACUCAAUGAAAAAAUCCGCUUGUGGCCAGUGAGAGUGAUGUCACAAAAUGGUGACGGGCGACAACAUAUGACUGUAUUAGACAGUAUGGGACCAAAGGCCGAAGGAUUUUGAUUACCCCACCAAGACAACUGGAGUGGGUACUGUUUGGAGUGUGUGUGUACAGUUAGUAUGAGCGAUGCAGUACAGUUUCCUUUUAAUGCUGGGUGUGGUUAGGUUUUCCUGUGUAUAAUCAUGUCUACUGCGUGUGGAAUUAAAUUUAAUAUAUAUAAUUAUUUAAUAUAUAUUUGGAUAAAAGUUUUGUAAGUAGGUUAGUUUAUACUUUUGUAAUUUCAUAGGUCUUAUAAACACCAUGUUAUCAGGUUUCUUGUUGACACCUGGAACUUUUGAGUCAUGAUGGCAGGAAACGGCAGAUUUUAGGGCACACAUUCACACAACUACAGCUCAGAGAUCCUGCCUCCACCAACUUUUCUAUUAUGACCUGCUCUUAGUUGAUGUUUAUUGCAGACUUUGAGUGAAAUAAUAUGACAAAGGCAUCUGGUAGCUAUUGGAUAGUAGGUAAUAGGCAGUUGUGUGUAGUUGACUCUUGCCACGAAAAGGAGUGAUAAUUACACGUUCAAUUUAGUGAUAUAUCAAGUGAAGGUUUGAGAGGUACAUUGUUCGCCAGACAGGGACCAACACCUUUAUUCUUCCGGCCCAAAUUUUUCCCAUCUGUUGCUGACAAAGUACACAGCAUCCGACCAUCAGUUAUCACCUAUAUAGUAAUACAAAAUAAUAUCUGGUAAUUUUGUUCAAACUUCAAUAUGGUACAAUUGGUGGUUUGUGAUUAUUGAGAACGUAAAUAAGAAUAAAUAUACCGGUAAUAACUUUUUACUUAGUUUUCGAGCCUAAACUUGACAUAAGGUUAGCGAAAGUACACGAUGAAUUUAUCGUGUGAUGGAAUUGUAUUUUUAUCAACAAACAUUUAUAGGAGGAUGGCGAGUUUGUAUGAUAAUGUGUAUAUUACAAAAAAUAUUAAAGAGCGGCAAAUGUUAUUAAAAGUAAAGACAAAAAAGUUCUAUAAUUUAUUUUGCAGACAAAGUAACAUUGACUGUGACGUGGGUGUUGACAAUAAAUACACAAACAUUAAUUGACUGGUGGAAACAAAACAGAUACAGUAUAUAAUUUACUGGACAUCUGAAAAUGUAUAUAAAAUUGACAAAAAUAAAACGAAACUUUGAUUUAUUACAGAUUAGGAUAAAAAGAUAUGUGUGCGUGUGUGAGUAGAUGGUCAUAAGUAUGGGAGAUCUGACCCCCACCCCCCUGCCUCCCUCUCCACACCCCCCAGGCAAGUUAAAGUGAUAGAGUUAAGAGCCAGGGGGAGAAAAGGGGGAAGGGGUCACCAUCCCUCACACUCGUUCCCCUCAACACUAAAUACUGAACUGAACACUGCCGAUACAUUACUGAACAUACUGUGGUUAAUAAUCAAUUACAGGAUACCAUUUUU
Homarus americanus (American lobster) is the source of this 4449-nucleotide messenger RNA. RefSeq names its product IQ and AAA domain-containing protein 1-like. Gene Ontology annotation, molecular function: ATP hydrolysis activity; protein binding; ATP binding. The transcript has 20 exons. Lineage: Eukaryota; Metazoa; Arthropoda; Malacostraca; Decapoda; Nephropidae. The record is from RefSeq and is a predicted model, not a curated record. The coding region runs from base 388 to 2556 and encodes 722 amino acids.